CAUGUCUGCCUCCAUGCGAACGUGUUUCCCAACUCCGUAUAAAUUAAGUGCUUUUUCUAGUUCUUUACGUAAAAGUAAUCUGAGUGCAACAUUAACAGAGGCUAACUAUGUUAAGAUUCUCUCUUCUUGUAGUUGUUGCUUUGACGUUGAAACGUCAAAAUGCUAUAAAAUACCUCAUAAACCUAGUUUGACAUUGAAACCUAAGUCUAACACUAAGAAGUGCAAAGACACAGUUCACAAUCAAGUUUAUUCCGUUACUAAUUUUGAUAGUUUUAAUGAUUCACACUCUAAAAUACCUAAUACAGUUUUAAAUGUGAGAGGAAGCGGGUUUUCAAAUUACAGUCAAUUUGCUCAAUUUAGCAGCGGAGUACAUGGAAAUGAAGGGGUAAAUGGAGACGAUUUUAAUGAUGACAACGAUGAUGGUGAUGAUGAUGGGCAAGUGAUUGAAUACCCGAUGAAUACCCUCACGACCAUGUCACCCCCAGAUGUAUUCCCAAAUGUGCCAGUGAUUGCAAUUAGUCGUACUCCACUAUUCCCAAAAUUUAUGAAACAAAUUGUUGUUAAUGAUCAAAGAUUAAUUGAUAUAAUCCAGCGUAAAGCACGGCUUAACUUGCCAUAUGCAGGAGUAUUCUUAAAAAAAGAUGAAAGUAAUGAGAACGAUGUUGUAGAAAAGCUGUCAGAUAUUUACAGUGUUGGAAGUUUUGUCGAGAUCACUGGAAUGCAAACAUUUGAAAAUAAGCUAAGAAUGACUGUAAAGAGUAUUAGAAGGAUAUCUUUGAUACAAGAACUCCAUGAGCCAGAUAUUGGUGAUGAUUUAGAAGCAGUUGCUAAACAUUUAGUUCAACGAUUAGAUAAACAACAACCUGCGAGAAUUACCAGGAGACAGAGAAGAUUAGGUCGUUUAAAGAAGGAUGACACACCGAAAUGUCUUAGUGGUGUUAGAGAUGUAUUCUCACACAGAGGUGAGAUGCUUAGGGCUGUACAGCAUGGAGUGAUCAUGGUGGAAACUGAAAACUUGAAAGAUGAACAUUUCAUUAAAGAUGAGGAAAUGAAGUCAUUAGUUGGUGAGAUCUUAAAGACAAUCAAAGAGAUUAUUGUUCUCAACCCCUACUUCAGAGCACAUAUACAGUUAGAAGUCGGCUCAAAGAUGUAUGAGAAUCCAUCAUAUUUAAGUGAUUUAGGAGCUGCAUUGUCAACAGCUGAUUCUGAAGAAAUACAGAAAGUCAUGGAAGAAACAAAUAUUCCUAAAAGAUUAUCUCUGACAUUAGACUUGGUGAAAAAGGAACUGGCUGUUAGUAAAUUACAAUUAAAAAUUGGGAAAGAAGUGGAAGAGAAGGUGAAGAAACAACAUAGAGAAUAUAUGUUACGUGAACAAAUGAAAACAGUGAGGAAAGAACUGGGUAUCGAGAAAGAUGAUGCUGAGGGUUUUGAGGAAAAAAUGAAAAAGAGGACUAAGGAUCUAAUUAUUCCAGACCAUGUACAGAAAGUGAUAGAUGAAGAGUUUAAAAAGUUGUGUAGCCUUGAUAGCCAUUCCUCAGAGUACAAUGUAACCAAGAAUUACCUAGACUGGUUGACCAACCUACCAUGGGGAAAAUACAGUGAGGAAAAUAUAGAUAUAAAACUAGCUGAGGAAAUAUUAGAAGAAGACCACUAUGGUAUGGAAGAUGUUAAAAAGAGAAUAUUGGAAUUUAUAGCUGUGAGUCAACUUAAAGGUAGUAAACAAGGCAAGAUUCUAUGUUUCCAUGGUCCCCCAGGUGUAGGUAAAACUAGUAUAGCAAAAUCUAUAGCCAGGGCAUUAAAUAGAAAGUAUUACAGAUUUAGUGUAGGUGGAAUUUAUGAUGUAGCAGAAAUCAAAGGUCAUCGUCGUACAUAUGUUGGCUCCAUGCCAGGAAAAUUAAUCCAGUGUUUGAAGGCAACACAGACUGAGAAUCCGUUAGUUCUAAUAGAUGAGGUUGAUAAGAUUUUCAGAGGACAUAUAGGAGACCCUACAUCAGCAUUGUUAGAAGUAUUAGAUCCAGAACAAAAUGCCAACUUCUUAGAUCAUUAUCUUGAUGUCAAUGUUGAUCUAUCUAAAGUAUUAUUUAUCUGUACUGCCAAUAAUCUUGAGAGAAUUCCCGGACCAUUGUUAGACAGGAUGGAGCUUAUAGAUUUAUCUGGUUAUGUUGCUGAGGAGAAGUUAGCUAUAGCUGAGAAACAUUUGGUGCCUCAAGCUCAGGAACACUCGGGAAUCAAGGCAGAUCAGGUGACGCUAUCCCAGAAUGCCCUCCAAGAAUUAAUACACCAUUAUUGUAGAGAGAGUGGUGUGAGAAAUCUACAGAAACAUGUAGAAAAGAUUUACAGGAAAGCUGCAUUUAAAAUAGUAUCUGGAGAUGCCACGAAUGUUAUAGUUGGUUUAAAUGAACUACAAGAUUUUGUUGGCAAGCCCCUGUUUACAAAGGAUAGGAUGUACCAGUCAACUCCUGCUGGUGUUGUUACAGGCCUGGCAUGGACGUCCAUGGGUGGAGCAUCAUUAUAUAUAGAGACAAUCAUUAAGAAAGCAGUUGACAAUGACCCGGAGAAGAAAGGUUCUCUAGAGAUUACUGGUAACAUUAGUAAAGUGAUGGAAGAGAGUGUACAUAUAGCAUACACCCAGGCUAAGUUGUUACUUGAUAAACUAGAGCCAGGAAACAAACAACUCGAAAAGGGCGAAUUACAUCUUCAUAUACCAGAGGGAGCCACACCAAAAGAUGGACCAAGUGCUGGUGUUACCAUAGUUACAGCAUUAUUGUCUCUAGGUCUGGAUAAGCCAUGUAGACAAGAUCUAGCUAUGACAGGAGAAAUCUCUCUUACAGGCAAAGUUCUAGCUAUAGGUGGAGUGAAAGAAAAAGUUCUAGCAGCAAGGAGAGCAGGUAUGAAAUGUGUCAUUCUGCCAGAAGAAAACCGUAAAGACUUUGCCGACCUACCUGACUGUAUCACAAAGGACUUAGAAUUUUAUUUUGCAGACAAUUACACUGAUGUUUUUAGAAUUGCAUUCCCUGACCUCAUACCACCAAGUUGAUAUUUGCUAGUGGCAACGAAAGAUGAAAAAGACAUAUAUGAAACUGUUUGUGUAAUGUAAAGUGUGGGAAAUCCAACUUGGAUUUUAAGUGUAAUGUUUAAGGGUCAUGCCUUUAGUUGAGAUCUGAGAUGACGAGAGUAUGUGAGUUUAACAAGAGAAUGGUAGUGACAAGUUGGGUCUAUUUUGUGAGCACUGUAGGAAGGGCAUUAAGUCUUUAUGUGCUCAUGUUCAUGAGUUUAAAAUAAAUAUAAGGCUUGGUACAGUAUGUGUUACAAUCACAGUUUGAAUCUUGAUAGUAUAACACAUGUAAUUCUUCCGUCAUUGAUUUGGUUUGCUAAAAAUAGAAGACUUGACAUACGAAUACGAAUAAAGGCAAGUUAAUACUCAUACAGAAUACACACAAAUAGUUUGAUAAUUGUCACAUAAUGACAGCUAUAUUUCAAGAUUCAAAACCGCAAAAUGGAGAAAUAUGUAUGUUUAGUACAAGGCUAUGUUUAAGUGCCAUAGUUUGAAAAUACAGUUAAAGAUACAGUUAGGAACAUGGUAUUGCCAAUAUAGAUUAUACAAAUUAAGGUGUGGGGGGGGGUUAUUACCAGAAUAGAUUAUACAAAGGGGUUGGGGGAAGAGGGUGGUGCCUAGUUUGUUUCUGAACAAAAAUCAUUAGUAUUUUACCUAAAAUGUAUUGAUCUUGGAUCAGUAAAGGUCAAGAUAUAUUGAUAUAAGUGAUGGAUCUGCUCAAAUUUGUUGAAUUUAUUCAUGUGCGGAUUUAUUCAACUAUAGCGAUUUACAUAUCUAAUGAAAUUUUGAAAUAGUUUUCAUUUUUAGCUCGACUAUUCGAAGAAUAUGAGAGCUAUUGUAGUCGCCCCGGCGUCCGCGUCCGCGUCGGCGUCUGCGUUGGUUAAAGUUUUUUGUAAAGUCAAAUAUCUCAAUUAUUACUUGAGAUAUUCAAUUGAAACUUACAAUACUUAUUUAUAGUAACAAGGUACAUCAGAUUGAAAAGUUGGAUAACUCUGCCUACAAUAUUGACAGAAUUAUGCCCCUUUUUAACUUAGAAAUUUUGGUUAAAGUUUUUUGUAAAGUCAAAUAUCUCAAUUAUUGCUUGAGAUAUUCAAUUGAAAUUUAAAAUGCUAUUUUAUAGUAACAAUGUACAUCAGUUUGCGAAAUUGCAUAACUCUGCCUGCAAUAUUUGCAGAAUUAUUUGCCCCUUUGAAACUUAGAAAUUUUGGUUAAAGGUUAAAGGUCUUCAAAGAUAUUUACUUGAAACUUUACACAUGCAUUUAGGGUCAUAAUUGGAGGGUUAUAAUUGUAUGUCACUGACCAAGUUCCAUAACUCUAUCUUGCAUUAAGGCUGAUUCAUAUCCCCUUUUCUACUUAGUCUCUUGGUUAAUGUUUUUACAUAUCUCAAUAACUAUUAAAGAUAUUUAUUUAAAAGUUCACAUAUGCAUUUAGGGUCAUAAUUGUAGGUCACUGACAAAGAUCCAUAAUUCUAUCUUGCAUUAAGGCUGAUUUUUCUCCCCUUUUUCAACCUAGAAAUUCAUCGUAAAGUUUUGCUUAUAAGCUGUUAUCUCAAUAACUACUGAAGGGUUUGUGCCUUUUUUGGACAAUUUUAUGCAUUCAUAAUAAUAAAGCAGUGAUUUACUUGAUAAAACAUCUUAAUAACAAGCCUUUGUACCUUUUCUGUCAAAUUUAUGUAUUCAUAGGUAAUUAGUAUUAUUAUACUCAAUAAAACACCCUUGUGACAUUACCUUCCGAAAAGUCAAGCCAAUACUGUAUAAUUAGACUCUCUCUAAGGCCUAUAACAUGAAUUUAUAAAAAUGAAUUAGCCCUUUUGUGAACUUAAAAAUUUUAACAUUAUCAAGGCUCUUAUACUAUCAAGCACUUAGAAUAGUCGAGCGUGCUGUCCUACCGACAGCUCUUUUUUACGAUCCUUGUGGAUGCAUAUUUUUACUAUCAGAAUCAGAAUUAUAGUAGCACAGAUCUGUAGCUAGGCUAUGGGACCAAGUUUUAGACAUGUGCUACAAAUAUACCGUUAUUGUGAUACAGUUAUAUACUGUGAUUGUGUUGUUAUAGGUCGAAAUGUGUUAUAGAUAUGUAAUGUUGAAUAUCCACUGUUAAAUAGAAGGGACAUAAAGAUUUUCAAAACUUU
This is a messenger RNA of Ruditapes philippinarum (Manila clam), 5183 nucleotides long. RefSeq names its product lon protease homolog, mitochondrial-like. The record is from RefSeq and is a predicted model, not a curated record. Gene Ontology annotation, biological process: mitochondrion organization; chaperone-mediated protein complex assembly; protein quality control for misfolded or incompletely synthesized proteins. NCBI's taxonomy places the organism in Eukaryota, Metazoa, Mollusca, Bivalvia, Venerida, Veneridae. The coding region runs from base 2 to 3037 and encodes 1011 amino acids. Gene Ontology annotation, molecular function: single-stranded DNA binding; ATP-dependent peptidase activity; ATP hydrolysis activity. Gene Ontology annotation, cellular component: mitochondrial matrix. The transcript is spliced from 22 exons.